Molecule: messenger RNA, 2875 nt
Organism: Sinocyclocheilus grahami
Lineage: Eukaryota; Metazoa; Chordata; Actinopteri; Cypriniformes; Cyprinidae
Product: protein Dos-like
Exons: 8
Biological process (GO): negative regulation of calcium ion-dependent exocytosis; negative regulation of voltage-gated calcium channel activity
Cellular component (GO): secretory granule; plasma membrane
Molecular function (GO): transmembrane transporter binding
Source: RefSeq, a predicted model, not a curated record
ACUAAACGAAUCACUGUAUCUCAUCAUGCUGCUGAUGUGGUUUGUUUGGUGUUCAGAGCCAGUGAUGAUCUGGAGAAAACCAACACCACAUACAUAGAGGAGAGUCAGCCGACGCAAGACGUCACCAUCAGACUCGAGAGCGGCGAAACACUGUCCACUUCCUGCUGUCAUGGAGAGACGGACGCGGAUCACUUCCUGUCUGCGUCGCUCACCGGAAGACGGGUGUCCUUUAACGAGGCCGCCAUCUACGAGCAGAGCGCCAAAGACCAGGAGAAAGGUCGAAGGUACACGCUGACGGAGGGCGACUUCCAUCACCUGAAGAAAGCUCGUCUGACGCACCUGCAGCCGCCGGCGCUGAAGAUCCUCACCAUCAUGGAGUGCGAUUCACCGGAGAACAGCGUGACGCUCAGCGAACAGCCCUCACAACACCCAUCCCUCUCCAUAUUCCAGGUGACACACUGCUUUCAUAUCUCUCCAGCAUCACCUCCAUAUUACGGUUCUCCGCGGAGACGUGCAUUUCAGAGGCAGCGGGCAGCCAGCGAGACUCUGGAUCGUGUAGAAGAAACCUUGCAGGGUGGAGUCAGCGACUUCUUGUUGCGAAAACCCACCGCGCUGCCUCAGGUGGAGCCGCCAAGACGCCUCUCAGCCGGUUCUCCGCAGAGACGUGCAUUUCAGAGGCAGCGGGCGGCCAGCGAGACUCUGGAUCAUGUAGAAGAAACCUUGCAGGGUGGAGUCAGCGACUUCUUGUUGCGAAAACCCACCGCGCUGCCUCAGGAGGAGCCACCAAGACGCCUCUCGGCCGGUUCUUUGGAUGCAGAAGCUCCUCCUGCCCUCAGCAGGCUAGAGGUAGAAGCCGUAAUGGAGCUCAGAGUCAACACAGAUGCAGUGAAAGACACAACUCCAACAUUCCCCUCAACCCAUGGACCUCUGGAAGUGGAGGAUGGUGAAGAGAAUGGACAGGAGAUGAUGGCUGAAGCGUCAGGAGGCGACUGUGAAGAGUAUGGACCAGUGAGCCAUCAGGAGAGUCUAGAGCAGCCCAGCCUGUACCGCGACAUCUGGAGCCUGAGAGCAUCGCUGGAGCAGUACGCCUCCUCCGACCUGAGCAGCAACGACAGGGACUCCACUCGCAGCGAUGCCGACAGCGUUUGCUCAGCAGGAGCAUUGAGAGCGGGCGUCCCCAGCUACCAGUCGCAAGACAUCGAUGAUGAUAUAGACAUGGACAGCGAGCAUCCAUAUGAUGACGUGGUCAGGGAAGCCGAGCAGAGGAGAAAUGGACGGGACAGUGUGGACUCCGAGAGAGGCAGCGACGGAGAGGCAAACAACCGGAAGCUUCUGCAGAUGGACAGCGGAUACGCCUCAAUCGAGGCUCCUUGCAAGGCUCCGGAGGAGUUCAGAUUGUUUGGAAGUAGCUCUGGAAAGACGGCAUCAGAACGUCGCCGCUUUUUCACCAAUUCUGGCCGUAAAGGCACGGUUUGUGAGAGUUUUGAGGCACGGUUGUUUAAGGAAGAGCUGGAAGACGAAGCAUCGGAGAGCAGCGUAAGUUUGGAGGCAGAGACUCCUAUUACGGGAGAACCUCAACCCUUGACCAAACCCAGGCCACACUUCCGCCGCAGAGACUACAGCAUUGAUGAGAAGACCGAGGCACUGUUUAAUGAAUUCUUACGCCAUGAUCCCCAGUUUGACCAGCAGGGCUCGCCCUCAUUGCGUCACCGGCAUCGCUCCAGAAUCCAUCUCAGAAAGCAGUGGCAGCGCAGCAAGCAGUACAGUGACCCCGGUGCCGCUCGAUUCUCGCCAUCUUUAGAGCGACAGCGCUGCUAUCCACUCCGCCGAGGUGACAGUGCCAACUACCCCUUAGACACACGCUAUCACAGUACCUUGCCUCGCAUCGCUAGCGCCGCGGAUGAGGAAGCCAGUGAGGGAGCAGCGAGUACGGAAUCGCCCGAGCCGGAAAAAUCCUGUCCAGAGCUGGAGGGUGCUGAUCCGCCCUCAGAAACAAGAAGUUCUGGUCCAGACCUGGAGGAAAACGCAAACAACAGCAGCAACAACACAAGCCGGCAAUUCUUUUCAUCGCAAACGCAGGACAACAGUGCUAGAGACUGUGGGAUACUGGAAGACUGGGGAACAAAUGCUCAUUCCGCAGAUUCACAUAAACAUUCACAGAUGGACCGUGGUGGACCAAUGGCUACAUUUACUUCUCAUUUGCAUUCAAAUACAAACACACUCAUACCGGAUCCCACUGAUCCGGAUCAGGACUCGCGUCACACUCUCACUGACAUCAGUCCGUCAGACAAACUGGCAUCCACACUGGACGAUCGCCUCUACUCUAACCUGAGGACUCAAAGAGGGAGUCAAGUGUGUGUCAUGACUGUAAGCCGCACCUCACCAGAUCUAAAAGAAUAAGGGCCAGUUUGACGAAACGGCAAAUUAGCGAGAGUGUAAUUCCAAAAGAGCGCCGAUGGGUGUGGAAAUUUCUGCGGGUGAUUUACUAACAACGCACAAAUUAAAGAACACAGACGCAACAUCUCAUUUACAUAUCUACCAACGCAAUAUACCAAGUGUAGCGCAAAUUAGAGGAGUCGCAAAUAAAGAAGCCAUAGUAGGCUACAUUGAAACGAACCGGAGGCAAAAAAUGCUAGAAGUUGCAAGAAGUUUUGAUAGAGCUAGUAUUGCAUGACUCCCUAGUUGAGGGUUCCAAAUCGUCUUUUAUUUCCUGAAGCAAAUUAAAAAUAACAUGGCUUGCCAAACAAUAUUUUCGUGUUCUUCUUGCAUUCCAAAUAAAUUACGUGUGGAAAAAAAAUCCUCUGCCUUCUACCACACACGCUCUCAUCUCUGCGGUGCCUCCUCCUAGCAACAGACUGCAGCCAUUUCAAGCGCA